AUGACUUUUCAGAUGGUGGUGAUAUCGUUAUUGGCGCUCGUCGCAGCUGAAGAUGCUUGUCGCGGUCCAAUGGAUACUCGCGAGGCGCAUGCUUGUGCGGUGGAAUGUGUGCGGUGUAAGAUUGGAUGUGUUGAGGAUGCUUAUUGGGAGCGAGUGGAAAGGGAGGGAGAGCGGGAAGGAAACCAGGAAGAAGAGGAGCAGCGAGAGAGAGCUGAUAAAAGGAGAGGGGGGAUAUGGAAGGUCAUGGAGGGGGGAUUAAAGAGAGUUGAUAGGGAGGAGGAUGAGAGCAUGCCCAAACAAGAGACGGAGGAGUAUCAGGAUUUCCCAGCCCAUGUGCUCUACCGCAAGAUAGCGGUCAGGCCCUUCGCAGCACAGAAGCCAAUGAGAUAA
Molecule: messenger RNA, 390 nt
Organism: Bipolaris oryzae ATCC 44560
Lineage: Eukaryota; Fungi; Ascomycota; Dothideomycetes; Pleosporales; Pleosporaceae
Exons: 2
Coding region: 1-390 (129 amino acids)
Source: RefSeq, a predicted model, not a curated record